Molecule: messenger RNA, 1193 nt
Organism: Exserohilum turcica Et28A
Lineage: Eukaryota; Fungi; Ascomycota; Dothideomycetes; Pleosporales; Pleosporaceae
Exons: 1
Coding region: 183-827 (214 amino acids)
Biological process (GO): negative regulation of protein kinase activity
Cellular component (GO): nucleolus
Molecular function (GO): protein kinase binding; double-stranded RNA binding; protein kinase inhibitor activity
Source: RefSeq, a predicted model, not a curated record
CAUCCCGCCAAUUGCCCGUCUGCCGCAUUCCAGUCGCCUCGACAUACUCGCCACGUGCCGCCGGCUUCUGCGCGCUGAACAUUCGUCGGCCCCUUCAGCCGGCGCCUCACGUCUCGCCGCACUGCCGCCUGCGCGAGGCAGACUGGGCUCUCAUUGCUGCAUACACACAGCCUGCAGCAACCAUGUCAGAACCCAUCCCCGAGGCAAUACCCACAUCUGCCGACCCGCGCUCAAAGCGACCGGUCAAGAAGCGCGCUCUUACGCCUCGCACAGAGCAAGCCUCGCAGGUCGAAGCCCUCUUCGCAAAGCCCGACCGCGAGAUUCACAUCCCAGGCUCCGGCCCAGUCGCCAAGACCUCGUCCCUGCCCCCGGAAAUCGUCGCAAAUGUGCAGGGCUCAAGCGCGGGCGCGGGCAGUGGAGAGUUUCACGUCUACAAGGCGAGCCGGCGGCGCGAGUAUGAGCGACUGAGGGCCAUGGACGAGGAGGUGAAGAAGGAAGAGGAGGAGCGCGAGUUUGCCAAGCGGAAAGAAGAGCUGGAGAAGAAGGACAGGGAAAAAACCGAAAAGAACAGGCUAAAGAGGGAAAAGGCCAGACAAAGGAAAGAAAAGGCAAAAAAGGGCGGCAGAGGCGGAGAGGGGGGCGCGGGGGAAGGUGGCAAUGCGGAGGACAGCAAAGCAGGCCAUGACUCCGAGCAAUCAAAGAAGAAACUCGUUCCGAAUGCAAACGUGCCCAAUUCUGGUACCGGGGAAGAUGCAGACACGCGUAAUAGUGAGGCUGAGGUCAAAAAUGCCGAAGAAAUUGGAUUGGUCAUUGAAGACGACGACUGAGCUGCAUACACUGGCCCUCCUUACAUGGGCAGCCCUAAUCUUAAUCGAACAACAAUUCAUGAACACCUCAUCGAAGACACGUGCGCGCUAAAAGAGCCCAAGGUGUGGCAAUGGGAACCACUCAGCAUCUCGACGCUGACACGCCUUUACACGUUUAGCCUUGCGAGUUGCUAACUCCCCACCGCACCCCCGUGGCAACCGCAGACCACUACAUGUACACGGAGCUGCUUCCUAAAACGCCCAGCCUGGACGAUUAGACAUGCAAAACUGCCAUCUCCGCCGUCUGCCGCCAGGGUCCAGCCUACGUCGCAGCUUGUUAUUGUGCGCUGAAUUCACUCCCACUAUAUUCGCCUUGCGUUCACUCAA